Molecule: messenger RNA, 1052 nt
Organism: Cryptotermes secundus
Lineage: Eukaryota; Metazoa; Arthropoda; Insecta; Blattodea; Kalotermitidae
Exons: 4
Coding region: 34-534 (166 amino acids)
Source: RefSeq, a predicted model, not a curated record
AAGAGCAGAACGCGUUGGCUGAGAGACCAGUUCAUGGUCAGCAACCAGCUGUGUCGUGAGUGCAGUGUUCAGUUCAACAGUCUGCAGCCAGAACAGGACCGCGUGGGGGUGAAGAGCGGGUCAGUGGGUGCAUCUGCGGGGUACGGCGAGAAUACAGACGUGAGGCGUUCUGUGAGUCGCUCGCCCAGGAGGAGGCCUGAGUGCUACUUCAAGGAGUCAAGGAGCUACACCGUGUGCUAUUGCUCACCGCGUUUCUUUGGAUGCGCUGCUCGUCCGCAGACAGAAGCAGCAACACCCGAAGGUCCUGAGAUGGAGUCGUGGCUACUAGACGUGAAGAGGGUCCGCAUUCCGCGUCCCAAGUUUGCAUCGGCUCGCCACGGAGGCGGUGGCUACCCCACAGAACCGCCCAAGGAUUACAGCGUUGGGAGCAUGGAUGACUCACGGGACGAUAAGAGCAAAAGGGGGGACUACACGUCCCGGGAACUCACGAAGGCGACUGAGGAACUGAGGCGUGCCGUCCAGGAGAAGCUCUAGCAAAUGGAAGCAUCCCCGCGGAGCCUGUAGCCAAUGGCUGCCUUUCCCGCAAACAUUCUAGCCAACGGCUAUCUUUGCCGCGGAAAUAACGUCAAGUUCUAGCAAACAGCUGUCCUUGCCGUGAAGAUUGUGCCAGUUUCCAUCCAACGGCCGUUUUCCUUAUGCAAAUGCAUAUGUGGUUCUAUAGAAUUCUGCAUUUUUCGCGGAUGAAAAAAGUGCGACCGCCCUUUCCAGUGAGAAUCGUUCUCAAUGUCAGAAGUGCGAGUCUCUAUCCAGUGACUACAUUUCCUGUACGGGAUUCUAGCCAGUGGCUGCACUUCUCCAUGUAUCCGCAUAAGCGGUGACUUCCCAAUAGCGCCAGUGCAAAAUCAUAUCCAAUAAAUCAGUAAAGACAGUACUACGGUACAAUAUAAACAUUUCUUCAAGAGGUGAAUAUUCUGCCAUGGCAUUCAGGUAUCGAUCCUAGGAUAUCUGGAGCUGCUCCACGAAUGCAAUAAAGCACGGUGUUACACGCAGUA